Messenger RNA from Cataglyphis hispanica, 612 nucleotides. RefSeq names its product dynein axonemal heavy chain 2-like. The coding region runs from base 1 to 612 and encodes 203 amino acids. The record is from RefSeq and is a predicted model, not a curated record. The transcript is spliced from 3 exons. Lineage: Eukaryota; Metazoa; Arthropoda; Insecta; Hymenoptera; Formicidae.
AUGCAAAGACGAAGAAAUAAAGUUAAAGAUAAGCCGCUCCCGGACCCACGCCGAGAGUACUUGGACGCCGAGUCCAGCGAUGAAACGGAAAGGCCUGAAGAAGAGGAGGAUCUGGAAGAAGAGCGUCCGAUAUAUAGGGAGUACGAAUUAAACGAAUUGAUUCAGUGUGUUAAGGAUAUGACAACGCUGAGCGGUUUGAAGGACAGCGAUUGGACGUGGAGAUGCGAUAUGGACAUCCAAGAGUUCUUCCAGAACCCGAGCAUUCCAGUCCUCUGCGUCUAUCACGUGGACGGUGACCUGACCACAGAAUUUUCAUUUCCUACGUUACCCGUGCACGAGCUAACCUACUUCGUGAGACAGCCCAACGAGAUUCUCUAUCCGGAGAACUUUCGCGAGCGCAUUCUCUUCGGGUCGUUGAACGACAGGGUGGAGAGCCAUAUACUGAGAGUCAUCCAGGACGUGCUCGCGCCGAUCUUCUUCACAAUCGAAACUUGGCCGGACAGUAUCCUUCCGCUCCUCCCCUGCGUUGUGUCUCAGUAUCUGUUAUUGCAUUUCCGUCAAACUAUCCAAUUAAUUCGCGCAACUAAUGCGGAAAGUUUCGCAUGGCAGUAG